Perkinsus marinus ATCC 50983 is the source of this 1269-nucleotide messenger RNA. RefSeq lists its product as hypothetical. The record is from RefSeq and is a predicted model, not a curated record. The transcript has 6 exons. NCBI's taxonomy places the organism in Eukaryota, Perkinsozoa, Perkinsida, Perkinsidae. Bases 1 to 1269 code for a protein of 422 amino acids.
AUGGAAUGCCGUAUCAGCGAUCUCACAGAGCUGGAUGGCCCAUUUGAAGGGGAUGAGAUGACCCCCAGUGUUUGCAAACGUGGCGGGCAUUGUGUAGAAGGCAUGAGGAGUCUGAUGUGCUCAGCGUGUGAAAGUGGCUGGCACAGAUCCAACUCUUAUACUCAGUGUGAACGCUGCAACGACGAGGCCGCCCUUCACCGUUCUACUAUUGCUCUGUACUUGUUAUUCUAUUCCUGUGCUAUAAUAGUGAUUACUAAAUUCACCGUUGAUGCGGCGGCUUCGAUUCGUCGACCCAUUCACUCUGUCAUUUGCAAAGUGGCCCUCAACUACUGGUUGGCUCUUUCUGUCCUCAAUAGAUUUGACAUAACGCAAAUCAAGAUGUACGAAUGGAAUGUAGCUCUUGGCGAGGCUCUACGUAAUGUAUUCGUACCACAGUGGGUGGGUGCAGUAAUGAAGACCAUCGUCUUCUGGAAGGGUGAGCUGCCUUGGAUCAGUGUUAAGGCAGCAAUUAUGUGUCUCAUGCCUCAUCAAAACGAUAGGUAUAUCUCUAUCGGUGUAUUCUAUCUAGUUCUGCCCUUCUUGUUACUAUCAGUUGUCACUGUACUAUCUGCUCUAGGUUUAGCGAUUCGUCGAGUAUGCAAGGCAAUGUUCAAGUUCAGUCGCAGUCUUGGCAAGUCGGGCCCUGGCCCUAUCGGCUUUAUGCGUCGUACCGCUCACAUGUCGGUCGAAGCCUUCUCUCGGAACCUCAACAACGAGCCACGCCUUCUCUCUAUAUGGCGGGUCUUUGACGGCGCCACCAUCGGCGUUGCACCACGGUUCAUAAGCUUUAUGCAUGAUAUGAUUCCUGUAUAUGUUACUACUUUGUAUUUGAUAUGGAGCCCUGUUACCGAUACCAUGCUAGAGCUCCUGGAAUGCGAAAUUUUCGAGAUUCCGAUGGCUAGUGGAGCGAAGAUGCUAUCAAGGAGAUGGGUUGUUGACCCGGACUUGGUUUGCUAUUCGGGUAUGCACACCUCCUUGACAGCUAUAGCCGUAAUCGGCCUGCUUGUAUGGACGGUCGGUGCACCUGUCUUGGGUUUAUACAUACUCUAUCGUGGUAGAGCUACGAGCCGGCUGAAUGAUGCGCAGUUCCUCAGAAGAUACGGCUUUCUCUACCUUGGCUUUGAGGAGCAUUGUUGGUAUUGGGAAGCCCUCAAGAGGGCACAAGCUCUGGCUUAUGGUGUGGUUUCUACAUGGCCGUUGGGAGACGUUAAAGCCAGGCUUGUCAUGUGA